GAUAAGACUUGCGCUCCUAAUCUGGGAAUGGACUGUUUCUUUGCGCGGAAACUUCGGCGAUGGGCCACACUACUGCGUACUGUCGUCAGUCUGUCGAACUAAGCUUGAGUCGCACAUGAGACUUUUUUAGUCUAGGUUAUAUUCAACUGACUCAUCUAUUUAGUCUUACUAAGCACGUUCUCUCUGAGGUGGGCCCAAAUGCCGUUACUGCGGAAUCUAUGUAUAAAUAUUCUUUUGAGGAAUAAAUCUUUUUUUGCGAACGAAUUGUAUGAUAAUCUUUCCCUAUCAUCCACUGAUCUACCGAGAUAAGUUCUCCACGCCUGGAGACAGCCAAGCUCAAUCCAAGUUAUGUCUCAUCUUACAUAUACAACUUACGAGGGCUACGGAGAAAGAGCCAAGAAGAAUCUUUGGUAUAGCCAGGCAGUACGUGUAGGAGAUGUUAUUGAGUGCUCGGGCCAAGGCGGUUGGGAUCGUGAGACAGACAAGAUAGACCCAAACAUCGUGGUACAAAUCGAAAAAGCUUUUGAGAAUGUGGACCACACACUUAAGCUUGCCGGCAGUCGCGGUUGGGAAGACGUUUUCUUCCUCAGGUCUCAUCAUCUCCCAUGUAACAAUGAGGCUAUGGAAACUAUGGUUCGGUGUCUGAAACAGUACUGCCCAAACCACCAGCCUACGUGGACAUGUCUGGGAGUUCCUCGACUGGCAUUUGACGAAAUGAGAGUGGAGAUUGAAGUGCGGGCCCAUGUGAAGGCUACAUAAAUACUAAAUAAACAUUACUCGACCUCAUCGAAACAGUUGAAACAAACCAUGACGUUUGUCUUAUGACAGGACAUAAU
Molecule: messenger RNA, 836 nt
Organism: Truncatella angustata
Lineage: Eukaryota; Fungi; Ascomycota; Sordariomycetes; Amphisphaeriales; Sporocadaceae
Product: Endoribonuclease L-PSP/chorismate mutase-like protein
Exons: 2
Coding region: 349-759 (136 amino acids)
Cellular component (GO): cytosol
Molecular function (GO): deaminase activity
Source: RefSeq, a predicted model, not a curated record